Molecule: messenger RNA, 14374 nt
Organism: Monodelphis domestica (gray short-tailed opossum)
Lineage: Eukaryota; Metazoa; Chordata; Mammalia; Didelphimorphia; Didelphidae
Gene: TMEM178B
Product: transmembrane protein 178B
Cellular component (GO): membrane
Source: RefSeq, a predicted model, not a curated record
GCAGCUCUCAGCGUUUGAACAAGGAAACAUCCUCAGGUAUCCGGGAGCUCAGAAAACGUUCUUUUAUUUCAAGGUUUAGAACCGGGAGAUGAGAUUUCCAGAGACUCCUGGUCGUCGGCUUCUCUUCGGUUUCUCCAGGUCUCUGAUGGUACCCGCGAGGUAGUGAGGCUGUCGCUACUGAAAGAAGGGAGGGGAAAUUGAAUAACCAACAGUCCUCCCUUCCCUGCCCCCCACCCCUUCACCACCACGAUCACCAAAUACGGGGAAAAAACCCCUGAAUAUAAUAACUGCUGAUGCUGGGAUAUUAUUCAAGUGGAGCUUGCUGAGCCAGAGAAAGAUCUUGGCAUCUCGGCUCCUUUGUGGGAGCGCUGGUUGUGCAUGUAAGGGAAAUGGUGCAAUCUGAGGGCCAUUGACAACUGUUAGGCAGACUGUGUGUCUUUCCCCUCCUCUAUAGUGCUCCAGACAUUGGUUUUUUGAGGGACUUCUUUAUUUUGAAGGGUCAGGGUGUGUGCAUGUGUGUAUGUGUGCCUGUUGAGGGCGGAAGGUAUUGCUUUGGACUUUCCCCCCUCAGCCUUUGUACCUGCAUUUUCCUUGCAUAUGGGAAGCACGUUUCAGAGGGUGUUUGGUUGCCAGAUGAAGUAAAGCACUGUUGAAAAAUCAGAUUGGGAGGCGACUGACCGAUUUACAUCCGGGAAGUAAAGCAGGGCGAGGAUGUCAGCGAUAUGAAGCCGGGGGGUUUCUCCCUAGGGCUCUGGGUGCCGCUGGGCAGAGCGUUCUGUCCAUGGUGCUGAAGCAGCUUCUUAGCUCUUUGCAGCCUCUCUCUGGUUGGACUCCAGACCCAGUCAGAGCUGAUCUCUCCUCAUUCUCCAGCUGCUACGGAGUUUCAUCUAAUCCAGGGAAAAGAAUCGUCCAAUUAGGUUGCCUGGUUGAUAGCGCCGACAACAAAACGAGCCGCCUGAAUGGCAAAGCAAGAGAAAGAAAGCAGAGAAGCUAGGGAACAAAGGUUGUCAGAGGCUGAAAAUCUACAUGAAGCCUGCUUCUGAGCAAAAACCGAAAGGAGGGAAGGCGAAGUCCCUUUCUCGCUGAAGGAGGAAGAUUAAGAUUUUUUUAGCCUAAGACUGAAGCUAGAAACCAUUUCCUGCGCUGCAUUGACAGAGCACAAGCUCUGGUUGCAAAAGGGAAAGGUGAUCCACUUCGAGGGAAAAACAGAUCAGAGCCGGCUUGUAAACCUAGGGCAAUUGGUCCAUCGGAAUCGGGAGAUUUCUAGGCGCUGACCAGUGAUGUUACAGUUCACCCGGUUUUUGUAAAGUGGCUCAGUUUAACAACCCCUUCCCCAUUUAUUUAAAUCAUUAUACUUAGAGAGGUAGACCGAUUCCUUCGGUACACUGCACAAAGAAAGUCAGGGAGUCCAGCAUAACCAGAAAGAACUUUUAUUAUUUUCCUUCUGGGAAGAAAAGGAGGAACGGAAGAAGGUCGACUGCGCAAAGAUGGUCUUGAGCUGAGCAACCCGCUGUUUUAAGUGGGGAAUCCUUUUCUGAGAGAAGUGGAGGGCGCUUCUGACAGCCUUAGUUGCUUUAAGCUGCAGGAGAUGCCAAUUAACCCCCUCGAUUUUCUUGGGAUUAGAACUUUUUAGAUCCUCCCAGAAGCCUUGGUUGCUUUGUAUGUUGCUUCAAACGGUGGACGUCUAGGUGAGGAGACUCAGUUGAGCAAGGCAUUCAGCCGCAAUCUCUCAGGCUCAGCUGGCUGCUUUGUUCUGGGGCUGAAGGACUCGGUUGUUGUGAAACAUGCCCAUGGUGUUGUUGUGAAGCUAAGGUAUGGCUGCUGGAAGGUUACUGCUCUACACUGGCCUCUCCUUAGCUCUCUGUGCCCUCGGCAUGCUGGCCGUGGCGAUCUGCUCAGACCAUUGGUACGAGACAGACGCCAGGAAGCAUCGGGACAGGUGCAAAGCCUUUACAACCCGUCGGGUCGAUCCAGGCUUCAUUUACAAUAACAACAAUAACUUGCCGCUCAGGGCCAGUAGGUCUAGAUUGGACCGCUGGGAAGGGAAACUCCUCCGGGCCAGGAACCGGAGGCAACUGUUUGCCUUGAGCGCUAUGGACGAGUGCAACCGUCAGUACAACUCCACCAACAUGGGGCUCUGGAGGAAAUGCCACAGGCAGGGAUUCGACCAAGACCUUGAUGAACUCAUUCAAAAAGGAGAAAUCGAGCGAUGCAUCUAUAUCAAGUACCACUAUUCCUCAGCAACCAUCCCCAGGAACCUCACCUACAACAUCACCAAGACCAUCCGCCAGGAUGAGUGGCAUGCCCUGCACCUGCGCAGAAUGACGGCUGGCUUCAUGGGCAUGGCAGUGGCGAUCAUCCUCUUUGGCUGGAUCAUUGGGGUGCUGGGCUGCUGCUGGGACCGAGGCCUUAUGCAGUAUGUGGCAGGGCUUCUCUUCCUCAUGGGAGGAACCUUCUGCAUCAUUUCACUGUGCACCUGUGUGGCCGGGAUCAACUUUGAGCUCUCACGCUAUCCACGCUACCUGUAUGUACUACCUGAUGAUAUUAGCCAUGGCUACGGAUGGUCCAUGUUCUGUGCGUGGGGAGGCCUGGGCCUCACGCUUAUCUCGGGCUUCUUCUGCACCUUGGCCCCUUCUGUUCAACCUGUCCCCAGGACCAACUGCCCCAAAACCAGACCUGAAAAUGGGACAGUGUGCUAAAACAAACAAACAAACCAACCCCCCGUAUAUAUAUAUAAAUAUAUAUAUAUAAAAUAUACAUAUAUAAAAAGAAACUAAAGCAAGAUGGUGCCAGUGCCAAGAGAGCAUUGAGUUGGCUCAGGCACCCAUGUCUCCACAGAACUUAGUGUUGCUUCAUCCUUUCUCACCAAGAUGGGGGAAACUUUGUUGUCAUAUGGCUCUUCCAUCAAUUCUUAACUUAUGGCUUCAUGAUUUUGGGAAGGUUGAGUGAAUAUACUCACUUGCAGUUGAAUCAUGCUUCCUGCUACCAGUAAGGAUGGGUUGGUGAGCUGGGAAGGGACAGUGGCAAAUGUGUGAAGCAGCACAGGAAGUAGGGAAUACAUGCCAUCCAUUGGACCAACAAGAGAAGAACCCACCGCCCACCAAUAUUAAUGCAAAGAAACAAAACCCUUAGUUCACCUGUAGAAUGUAACCAACUCUUCAAGGCCAUUUUCAAAACCAUCUCUUCUCCCAAUGCUCCCGAUCGUAUUCCCCAACUGCCCCACCAGCUACACACAAGAUUUUGAAGAGAAAAUAAACUGGGAUGGAAGUUUUCUCUUUGCUUGCCAAACUUUUGGAUGAACAAAGGAAGGGGAGGGGAAAGGGGAAGAGACCAACAAGCCUGAGAGAUAUCUGCAUCAAUAUGAGGACACUUCAGUGGCUGCUCAGACAACCCAGUCUUAUCUUCCAGCUGCCUUACAUCCAGGUCAAACAGAGGCUGCCCUGCCCCCACCCCCAUCCUCUGGGCAGACAGGGGCCUUUGAGCAAUGCUGUGAUACAUGUGUGUGGAUAACUUUUUUUUUUUUGGAUGGUUUUCUUUUUUUUUCUUUUUAAAACUGAAAUAUUAUGGUAUGACUGUUGUUUAUCAAUUGUGCUGAUAUCUUGGCCCAGGCACAGGGGCAUGGAAAAUGUAGGUGAGAAGGUGAACUUGUGUGGGUGCCAAUUCUGCAACUGGGGGUUAUUGGAAUUGGGGGGGAUGUGAGAGUGUGUGUAUGUGCAUGUGUGUGUAUAUGUAUUACUGAGGUGUUAUCAAUUGAUUUCAGCUUUUCUAUUAUUUUUAAAACAGCUCAAAAUUCCAGAUGGCAGAAUCAAGAGAACCAUUCAGAUAAGGAAUCCUGUGGUUCUGCACAUUAUUGGGGACUCUGUGGGAGUAGUCCUCUUAAUUUUGGAAGUUCAAGACACAGCUGGGCAAAAAGCCAUUACAGAAUAAGAAAAGGGAACAAAGAUUGGGAGGAAGAAAGAAUGGGGCUCUUGGUUGAUAUAUGCUACAUAAAACCUUUCUACUAUUCCCCAUCAAUGGUAACUCCUGUUUCAUUGGGUAUCUCCUCCCUUCUGUAUCAGUUCACUCUCUGAAAAGAUGAAAGAUAGAUUAUGUGUGGAGAAAGAAUCCAUUUUCCAUGGGCUCAAGUUUGUAUGAUAUUGUAAAUCAACCCAGAACUUCUUACUCUUCCCAUCUUUCCCUCUCUUUCCCUCCCCUUCUCCCUGCUCUUCUUCCUUUUCUUUCUAAACUUCAAGGUCGUGAAUCCCAGAGUAUCUGUCUUAGUUGCUGACACCCAAGUGGAAGAAUGAUAAAUCCACCAAAGAAUCUUGGGAUUGAUUUGAGCAAAGAGGCACUGAGGUAGCUAGAGGAACCAGACAGUGAGCAAAGCAGGCAUGAAACUAUGGGAUUAGGAGUCUGCCCAAGAAAUUAAGAAAGGAGCACUUACCAGAGUCCACUAUGUAUGGAGUGCUACAAGCUAUGCAAUUGGACAUCUGUGAGAUAAAGGAGAGAAUCCCUGAGAUGGGGUUGCUACGUAGGAAGGAUGAAGUAAAUAGCAAACCUGUGUAAAUGUAAUGUUUUGCUAAAUUAAUAACCUGUGGAUCACUUGCCAACCAAUAAGCCUCUCCUCUAUCCACUUAUAUUCCCUUCUUCACCUUUUCUUCACUUCCUGACUCUUCACCUAAUCCACUCUCCCUCUACCUACUAAGUCACCCAUCCUCUCAACUCUCUCAAAACAUGCUACUUUUUUGAGCGUGGUUGUGUGUAUGAAGUUAUCUGUGUGGUAUCCUGGUGUGCAUUUCUCUGUGGGGAUAUACCCUGGAUAUAUGUACCUAUGUAUGUGGAGUGUACAUGUGUGUAUGUAUGUAGCUGGGUGCAGGUGAGAAUGUGUCAAUGUCAGGGCUUCUCAAAAUUAGGUUCAUAGAAAUAGAGCUGGAAGGAACCCCAGAAAUCAUCUAUUCCAACCCCCUCAUUUUAUAGAUGAGGAAACUGAGGCCCAGCAGGGUUAAAUAACUUGGGACAAAUGUUGUCAUAUAUAAAGGGGAUCUUUGUGGCUAUAGGAAUAUGGGGGGGGAUGGGGAGAGGUGUCUAUGUAUAAUCAUGACUGUUGUUAACGUAUUACCAGGAUAAGAAUUAUUUUUUAAAUGGUGGAUUUAUUCUACAGGAAAGAGAAAGUUAUCUGGAAAACCUGCAGUUUUUAGGAUUAUAGAGAAAUGAAAUGAUUUUUUUUUAAACUUUGAAGAGUAUGAUUUCCUCCUAAGGGGAAAGGCAUAAAUGCCUCUUUGGGCAUGAGGAGGAGUGCACAGAAGUAUCUCAGAUUGAGAGCCAUUUUGCCUUCAUUCCCCUCUUGGGGAAGAAAUGUUGUUCUGAGGUAGAGGUGGGCAAAUGGCCAUAUCCACAUGUAUGCUUGGAAGCCUUCCUUUGGGGAAGGGGGUUUGCCUGUGCCUAAAGAGUUUCUGAAGCCAAACUCCAAUUCCUUGAGUAAAUGGAAAAUUUCCAGAUAGUGGCAACUUGGUACAGGUAAUUCAUUGCAUUUUUUAAAAAUUCAUUAAAUCUUUGGUUUCUGACCCCAAGAAAUACCAUUGGUUUUUUUCUUUCUUAUUUAUUUUAUAAUACUGUUAAGAGGUUUUCUGCUUUAUCCAAAUGCUUUCUGGAGGCUGGUGGAAGCCUGGGGCUUUGGAAUAAAUUUUGAAACUCUUAGCCCUCAGCUUUAGACUUUUCAAGACCUGAAUGCUUCUCAAAUGUAUUAUGGGCCCCUAGUGACCAGGAAACCAGUCUCUUCUGGACAGUUUCUCUCCACCUGUGCAGUCCUUGAUAGACAAGGCUGCCUCUGACUUCAGUCGUUGUCUUUUCCAGUAUGGUGAUGGAGUUGCCCUGAUGCAUUCAGAGUCUUUCUUACCUGAAAUUGCUUGUUAAAGCACACACACAGCUGGUGAGGAUUAGGAGAAAAGUCUGUUGUCACAGAUCAGAGCAAGUGUAUCUGGCCUACAGGAGGAUUAAAUGACCAGACUCUAGUCACCUGAAUUAAACACAACAGAGGUUGUAAGGACAAUCUCAAACCUAGUCAGAUUAGUUUGUAUUUUGAUUGACAUCUUGGGACCAGAAUCUCUUUCCUCUAAAUCCCUAGCCUAAGACCCCAGUUUCCCAGAGAGAUUUGGGGUCAGUAGCCUCUCCUAAAUCUCCCCAGGGAGAGUCCCCAGAUCCUUUACAGUUGUGUGACACUGAAUGAAGAAAGAAGAAGUACAUAUAGAUUUACCAUGAGAUGCUGGCACAGUGUAGGGAUUGCUUUAUCUCCUGUUUCUUUCCUUCCUAGAAGUUUUCUGACACUUAUAUUACCAUAUAAGAGGAUUGAGGAACUAUCUGGACUAUUUUUGACCCUUUUUCUUCCUUAUUUUCUCUUUUUUCCUAGUUUUGGUAGGAAAAAGUUCUCUUUCCAGUUUAUUUCCCUGUGCUUCAUAAUUCCCAGAAACAUCAGUCAGGAAUCAUUUAUUGAGCCCUCCUUAAGAAGGCCAAAGAAGCCAAUUCAUUCCUUUAGAAACAAUGAGGUAAUUCUAUUUCUUGCCUUCCCCAAGACCACUCUAUUUUUAAAGGGAAAUGCUCUAUCAGAAAUAAAAUGGACCUCUCUCCUGUCCAACUUUUCCAUAUCUCCAAUUCACCUGACAAGUGUUACUAUUUCAGUUCAUUGAAUAUCAACAUUGAAUAUCAACAAGGUAGUUACCACACAGGGGCUUUCAUGGGAUAUCAUACUUAUUUAGGGAACCUAGUCCCAGCGGAAACCCCCUACUACUACCACCCCAGCUACCUACAUUCUCAUGUAUCCUCAGAGCCAUUUUCUGGGGUGCCAUUAAUUACCAAACUGUUACAUAUGCCCCUGAAAUGGGAUUAUUGAAAAUUAAAACUAAUUCUUCCUUUGCCAGGCAUUUCAUCAGCAACAAAAUAAACUCUGUGUCAUUUGAACCUACUCAUUCCUACAUAGUGGGAGAUGCUAUCCAAAAAAAGUUUGUCUUUACUUUGCUAAUCAUCAGUUGUUUUGAGAGGUCACUCUCAGAUGCAAGCUCAUGCCCUUUUUAUUAAGCAUAUGCAGAUACAAUCCAGAGAUCUACACCUAAAAGCCCAAUACACAGCAAUUCUGAUUUAGGGAAAGCCCAAGAUGUUUAAUCCUCAGGUGGGGUACCAUUAAGUUAAAUCCAGAUUGGUAGAAUAAAUUGCUUCUCAAAAAUUGUUAGAUUUACCUUCUCUUCCCACAAAUAGGUUGUUCAGUAAUUAGAAGAUUUUCAGGACUCUUAGGGGAAAAGAGUAAGUGGAAGUCACAUGGGUCAUCCUCUUGUAAAAUGUUUGAUAUACUUCUUAGUUUGUUUUGGAAGCCAAGGUUUAAGAUCUCAGUGGUCAUACAGUAGGCUUCACCAUCAAAGACUGGUAAUGAAACUGAGAAGAGGUUAUGAUACAGAUUGAAAUAAUUGAUUCAUACCUUCCAUGCUCAACCCUCACCCCCACCCCCUAUCAGCAAAUGGAAUGCUUCUUUCUCUUUCAGGCAGUAUGGGGGAUAUGAUUAUAAAAUAAGAUGUAUAAUUUUUAAACAAAUAGACCAGAAAUUCAAAUCCCUUUGAACCCAGGUCUUCUAAUUCCAAUACUCUUUCCCCCUUCAUACUUCCUCUCCACCAGGAAUAAAUAUAUCAAAUAUGUUUUGAAAGGGAGAACACUCAUUUCAAAUACACAUAUUUUAGUAUGUUUGCUUUAAAAUAUGACCAUACUUUGUCCCCAUGGAAUAAUAUUUCUGCUCCUAACAAUUGCAUUACCUCCCUCCCUCCCCCUUUCACCCCCCAAAAGUUCUUGGGAAAGUCUUUCUACAUCCAAGAAUCUAUAGGAUGUUAGUUCUCCAGAAGGUGUCUGAUGGUCUCCUGAAUGUCAUGCAUAAGGGAAGAUGGAGUAGGCACUGGAGAAGAAAGACAAUGGACAAAAAGGAGCAAUGAAAAGGUUAGAAGAAGCCAAGAACAAGAAGAAAAGAGCAUUCUUUCAUUUCAGGAUUUUUUUUUUCCAAAUGUGGCAUGUCAGAGAUGUUUCAUGUUUGUCCCCAAAAGAGUCACUUUGAAUACCUAACUCUAGACAAAGCACACAGAUGGUUAGGGGAUGCUGGCUAUUUUUAUUCAGCUUUGUCUGGAAUGAACAACCCAGAGAUCUGGAAAAAAAUCUAUUUGCUGUAAAGGUACAUAGCAGCAACAGCAACAGUAGCAGAAGCAGCAGCCAGAAAGUGUGUGAAAUCUAAGGAGAUUUAGUAAUGAGAACCACCUCUUUAGAAAAUGAUCAGUUCACCACCUCAGGAAUGGACUUGUAGAAACUACAUAAAGGUUCCUAGCCUUGGAUGAUUUUCCCUAUUUAUGAGUACCCUAAACUUCAAUGGGUAGAAUAACCUGAGAAAUGCAGUCCGUUAAGCUAUUACCAAUUAUUUAUACCUUGAUGUAAAGGAAUUUGAGCAGAUUUUGAUAUGACUCAAAGCAAGGUGAUAGCAGUCCUAUGUUAGAUAGGAACCUUAAAUUGCAGAAAGGCAAAAGGAGGCAAGCUUGCUUUACAGUUUUGUCUAGGUAGGGCUGGCCAUGUUUUAUUUUCCAGCAGGAGCACAUAACAUAUCCUUACCUAGAAACAUGAUCAAGAAGAAUAAACCAUAGAAUUACCUUAUAGGAGAACUCUAUGAGUAGACUAGUAGAAUUAUAGAACAUCAAGUCUAGAAGACACCUUAGAGAUCGUUUAGCCCAACUCUAAUUUUACAAAAGAGCAAAACAGUCCCAGAAAUGUGAAGGGACACAUUCAAGGUCACUCUUAUUCAAGGUUCACAGAAGAAUCUACCCUAGAUGUAUCUCUCCACUUUUAGCUCAGUGUUCUUGCCACUACCCUAUAAUGCCUUCCUGGAUACCCUGAAUAACCUAUAAGACUGUUCUGUGACAUCAUCACUUAAGAGAUGAUCACUAUGAUGGUGCCAUGUUAACCUCCCUACUAGAUAGAUGAUUUCUGCAGAUUGCUUUUUACAGAUAUCACCUCUAACUUCUUAGUUUUUAAAAACUUUCCCCCAGUAAUAGUUAUGAUUUGUACUGAUCUUCUCUGGGCUGUAAAAUUAGAGGACUGAACUAAAUGAUCUCUAAGGUCUUUCCUGACCCUAAAUUCCUGUGAUACUAUGAUCACUCAAUGUCUCUGACUGUGCCAAUAUUAUACAUCUAGGGUUAAGUCCAAGUUAAGAAUGAAUUUUAUAAUUAUAAAAUAGUUGAAUAGAAGAAAGCUCACUGGUCCAUACAACAAUGAAAUCCACUGUAAAACAGUGUAGCAUUUUAUGGGGAGAAAGAGCCCCACAAUUGGAAUCAGAAAACUUGGGUUCAGAUCUUAUCUCUUUUGCUUAUUUUUUCUGUAUGACCUUAGGUAGGUCAUUUCCUUUCUCUGAGCUUCAGUUUUCUUAUCUGUAAAAUGAGAGUUGAAAGAGAUCAAACUGAUCCUAUCAGUUAUAGAACCUAUGAUACAUUUCUUUCCUAUAAUUUUGGCAUCAUUACCAUAAUGCUCUAAUCAUAUGAGCAAGUUGAACCUAGACAAAUGAUAACUGAGACACUAAAAGUUUUAUUAUGUGGCCAUUGACACAGCUGGAAGAAAGCUUGGUGAACCCUUUUUUCUGUUUUUUGGGCUUUUUUGUGGACUUUUUUGGUGGUACCUCAAUCUAAUUAUAGAUGGAAGGCCACUGAGGCCAGAGUUAAGCCACAGAGGAAAUAUACAUUUGAACUUUGGCCAGCUUACUUUCCCCUUUCUAUCUUUAAGCUUCCUUAUCUAUAAAAUAGAGAUAAAAUUCCGCUUCAGCUCAUAGUAUCACCAGGAUGACAGAGAAGAAAAAAUGAGAGUAAAGCACUUGCAAAUACAAAGUGUCGUUCCAAUGAUACCUUGUUCCAUUUGUCUUGAGACAGGAAUAUCCAAUGUCAUCACUCUUCCCCUCUAGUUAUUGCAAAGCCCUACUAAAUCCCUUUGAUUUCAAUGAUCUUGGGAACUGCCAGAAGAGGAAACUCGCUGAAAAUUAAGGCCAGCACCUUCUUUACAAAUUUUGUUAGAGUUGCUUGAGGGCAUUGAGAAGAUAAGUGAUUUGCCUACUGUCACACAGUCCCUGUUUGUCAGCAGGGGUCCUUGAACCUAGCUCUUCAAGGUUUUGAGAUUGGGUCCCUAUCCCAUUUAAUAUGCUGUCUCUCUCCAAGUAUAUACAUAUAUAUAAUACAAACAUUUACAAGGGACUUUGAAGUGUCCCUUCUUUGCAGCUACCCCCUUCAGUAAAACUGUACCUAAUACUCUGGGCAGAGGAGAAUCUAUUCUAUUUUAAGAGAAUCUCUAGAGAAGGAGAUUCCAUAACCUUCUGUCACCCCUUCCAGCCCUGCCAAUCCUGCAUAGGUCAACUUGAGUCAUUUUCCUCUUAUUUGUCCCUAGAGAUGGCUGAAUAGAGCUGACCAUAUGGGGAAAUUAGCAUAUAUGAGCUAGAACAAUUAGCUUUUAACAGAGAGCCAGUGUCCAUUCUGUACUUACUUCCCAUCCAUUCAACCCUUCCCAGUUUGCUGCACAUGAGAGAAAAAAAAAACAAUGUUCAAGAAAAUUUUACUUAAUUCCUAUUUCAUCUUUAAGAGAAGAUAUGUUUCAGGGAGUUAUACACUUCUUUCUGAGCUGAAAUGGAGACUCCCAGCAGGUGGGCUUGUCUGAUGUGGAGAAUUACAUCUUUGAGAAGAUGGGAUCCUCAUGGGGAGUCCACAGCAGCUUUUGGGAAAAUGUAUUCACUAUGGUAAAUUCAGAGUGUAGCUACCUUCAAAAAACUAAACAGAAUACUGGCAUCCUUCAAAAAUAUGGGUCUCUGACUUUUUUCUUUAUAGCAGCAUUAGAGGCUGGAAUAAUGGGAUCAUGUGGAGGAUGCCUAGGUUGUAAAACAACUGAAAAUGGGGAACCUACUCCCCUCCUGAGAGGAGAGUUUUUCAGUAUGAAUAACUAAGAUCUGGGCUUGAAUAGGAAUUAAACUCAGGGUCUCAAAAAAACAUCCUACUAUCUCUUUGGCAGACACUGACCUUUCAGCUAAGCUAUUUCAUUCUAAAUGAGUGGGUGAUUCAUCUUGAGAUGCUCUGUGCUUCCUUCUACUCUCUUUCUCCUUCCAAUUAAACCUUUCCUUCUCCUUUAGACGUCAAUUGUAGACCCUUUCUGGCCUAUGUGUUUCAUUUUCUGAAUGUAUGUUUUCAUGUGAGUGUGUUGGUGUGUUUCAUGUAAAGAGAAGAGCUUUCAUUAAUUCAUCUUCAUACUGCUUCUUGCCCCUGUCUACAGUGUGACUAUUUUACUGUCCAAGAUAUCUGUUAAAAAAUGUGCAACAAAAAAUUAACUAGAAAUUGAAAAAAAAACAGAAAAAGAAAAAAUAGAGUAAGGAAGUAGAGAAUUGGCAAAAUGUAAAGAUAACCUUUAACUUUCUGGAAAAGUGUGAAGACUACCUGGAAAUCAUGUUACUGGUUUCUUCUUUUUUCUUUCCCUACCUCAUUUUGGUUAAAGGGAGGGUGAAAUAAUUCAUCCCAAUGUCAUCAAAGUCGUGGGGUUAUAGACUUACAGAGACCUUGGAGCUCAUGUAAUUCAAAUUCUUCAUUUUGUAGAUUUGGAAACUAAGCCCCCCAGGAAGUAAAAACCCCAUUGGUGGAAAAGCCAGGACUAAAACCCAGGUCUUCAGGCCAAGGCUUUUUCCACUAAACCACAACGCCUUUCUAUUUCUCUUCUGGCUACUUUUCAAGAAGCUAUGAAAUUGUCCCCAGAGGUUCUCAUUUCAAAGUAAAACACAUUUUCCAAAUGGCAAAACCUACAGAAAUUGGCAAGAUAAGGUUUAGCACAGUAGACUAGAAAUUAAGUUUUGGGGAUUCCAUCCAUAGCUUUGUCAUGUAUUGGCUCAGGGGCCUUGGAUGAGUUACUUUACUUCACCAUUCCUCAGUUUCCCUCUCUGCCCCACAGACUUCCAGGGCACCUUGAAAUAUAAGUACGUAGUAUAGUCUAGUUUUGCUACCCACUAUGCUGCUCUUCCUAGGUGAGACGCCACCAGCCUUUGCCAAUAUUUCCUCUUGGCGCUGAGCUUAAUUCAGAGUGUUACCCUUGCUUCUAUCUUACUUCCUUGUCCUAUCUCCCUAGCCAGUAACUUCAAGCUAACAGCCCGUUUAUACUCUAGGUCCAAAGUCUUUUAUCUACCUUUUCAUUCUCAGAUGUCUUUCCCCACCCACUUUGGUCUUUCCCAAAGAUACAUUUCUAUCCCCAGAGAAAGAGAGAGCUCAGUGGUUUAAAUAAAAUUUACUGAGAAGCUCAGUAAAUAAUGUUAACCAAAAAAGAAUGCAUGCUCAUCAAAAGGGGUUUGGGAUGAGGACAGAUAGCUUCAUCAGCAACUAUUUGGGUUGAGGUGGGGAGGCAUGAAAUAGAAGAGGGAGCCCUUUAAAAGGGUAUUAGUUUGGGGGUAGAGGGAGGCACUGCUGGAAAAGAAGUAAUCGGAUUAGGGAAGGGCCUCCACCUUGCUUGAUCCAGCAUCUAGCAGUGGCAGAGGGGAAAAGAUGGUCAAAGGGGUGACCUGUUAGGCACCAAUAAAUGUGGAGGUUGAGGAGGAGACAAGUAUUAAGCUGGCAGUGUCCAACCCCAAGACUGAAGAGAAGACUAGUGGCCCUGGAGUGGGAGCAUACAACUAAAUUGGCAAGUGACCCAAACUUCUCCACCCUCAAACUCUCCUUCACAAUCUUUUGCUUUAAAGACAUUCAGUAUCAGUGAGUCCUCAGCGAACAGAUUAUGGAUGCUCCUGAGACUCAGUUCAUACUUUCUUUUCGGACUGAUGGGUAUUCUCACCCUAGCUGAGUCACUCUGUUUCCUUCACAGCUGGCCAAGGAAGGAGAUAAACAUGAACUUAGAUUUAGGAGUGACGUGUGGGCCAGCACCACAUAAGUCUUCAGCAGUGGCUGAAAUUUCAGGCAGGCUUCCCAUCUCAGCCAGCAGACUGGGCAUGGCGCUAGUUCCCAUUGCAAGCAGGGAGGACAGUGAUGAGACCUCACUUUCUUCCCUCCUUCUGAAUGACAGCCAGAAGCCACUUCCCUCAGCCAUCCCCAAGACUCUAAAGGCCAAAGGGUGUUUUCUUAACCAGAGUAGCAUCACUCACUCUUCUUUCCCAAAUUUGUGUCCUGUUACUUAUGGGGAAAUGAGCCUCCCCUUGAGCAAACACUGAAAAUCUGGCCAUCAAACUCUGCUGCCAUCAUCUCAACCAACAAUGUCAAAGCUGAAGCUGUUAAUGUAGUCCUUGAUUUCCCCCGAUCUGUUAAGCUCAGGACUUUUGCCUUAAAUCCAAAUGGUAAAAGGAGAUGGUUAGGGAUGAGUGGUGAUUAUUAACAAUUUGUGUCUCCUGGGUUCUGACAACAGCUUUGCAGCUAUUAUCUAUAUGCUACAUAUUUACACUGGGCUUCAGGCUCCUGUCAACUAUCUCCCCACUAUGCAUGGAGACCCUCUUUCUGAAGGGAAACUCCAAUGUUCAGGGAAAAGAUGAGCAGGGGGUCAGCAGACCAAGGAUGGGGAAAUAAAAUAAAAUAACUGCAUGGGUGUACCCAUGGCAUUUCAAAGAAGCAGUUUGAGAAGGUACAAUUUAAAAUAUAGCAUUCUACACCUUGUAUUUCAGAUAGGAAGAAAAUGAGUGGGUUUGGUAUUUUUUAUACAUAGUCAUGAGACUGAAGCUAUAACUGGCAAAACACUCAAACACCUGGAAUAUUUAUAGCCCACCAGAAUAUUGCUCAGCCAAUACAAAAUUACUUACCUUUCCUUUUAUUUGCAUAGUGCUUUCUGAUUGGGUAGAUGAGGAGUGGUGUGUCCUGCAGGAUCCCAACAUCUCUGCUAUCCUUAGAGAUAGCAAAUUCCUGUGGUUAUUGGUGCUAAAAUAAGAUUAAAUAUUAUGUUAAUUUGUUCUGAUAUGAUGUGAAUAAAUGUGUUGUUUAAUCUUACCAAGAAUGCAACAUCUUAUCAGAUCUAUUGUACUGUCUGUUCCUUCUCGUAAUUAAUUACAGGAAAGAUGAUCAGAACCAGAUUUUAAAUUAUUGUGAUAUUCUGAAAAGUAAAUUUAACAGGGAAGUGGGAGGGGGGAAAUGCAAAGGGAAAUUGUCAGGUUCCUGCGACUUUGAAAGGACUGAGGAAGAAGAGAGCAUUUUGGGACUUCACCGAAAAACUGACUGCAUCUUGCAAUUUUCUUUUUCAAUUGGCAGAAAUAUUGUAUUUUCAUCGACUGAAGAAAAAAAGUGUCUGGUAAUUAAUUAAAUGACUUGUUCAUGGAAAAAUAAAAAUAAAUAAUCUGUCAGUUGUGGAAUGUAAACUGAUUAAACAAUUAAAUAAAAGAAGAUUACGUUGUGUGUUUUAA